UUAUUAUUUUACCGUACAAUACGUCAAAUAAAACAUUCAAUACUGCUCAAACUGUUUUCAAAUACAAAACGUUUUUAAUUCUUUGUUCUGCACUGGUACACAAAUUAUGGCCGAGCAUUUGACCGAGGCUCAGAUUGAGGAGUUCUACGUGGCAUUCGACUGGUUCGACACUGAUGGGUCUGGCACUGUGGAUCACGAGGAGCUGGGGUCAGUUUUGAGGUCACUGGGUCAGAAUCCGACUGCAGAAGAGGUGGCUGACAUGAUGGCUGAAGUGGAUGUUAACAAGACGGGAAUCAUUGAGUUCAACGAGUUCCUCACUCUGAUCACGUCCAAGAUAACAGAGGACACGGACAGCGAGGAGACUGUCCGACAGGCAUUCCAGCUAUUCGACCAGGACGACGACGGAUUCAUCACUGUCUCAGAACUAUAUCGCAUGAUGGCCAAUUUGGGCGAACACUUGAACAUGGAAGAUGUUAAGCAGAUGGUUCGCGAUGCCGACUUUGACGGAGACGGAAAGAUCAACUAUGACGACUUCGUCAAAAUGAUGAUGGGCUGGAUUGGAGGCUGACGAGAUAGAACCAACCAUUGACCAAAAACUAAGACACCAUGAAAACAAUUGUUAAUUAUAAAUUGAAAUUCAAUCUUUUCAUUUA
Messenger RNA from Symsagittifera roscoffensis, 653 nucleotides. RefSeq lists its product as uncharacterized. The transcript has 4 exons. NCBI's taxonomy places the organism in Eukaryota, Metazoa, Xenacoelomorpha, Acoela, Convolutidae. Gene Ontology annotation, molecular function: calcium ion binding. Bases 107 to 568 code for a protein of 153 amino acids. The record is from RefSeq and is a predicted model, not a curated record.